UGUGGACCUGCGGACUCAGAGCUGUCAUCCACUCCAGCUUUUCAACCCUUUCUGUGGAUUUUCUUCUGACACUUCCUGGAGGAGGAAUCAAUCCAUCUGUCACCUAAAGGAAAGCUUUUUUAGAUCUGAAGGAAGUUUUUUUUUUUUUGUUUUUGUUUCUCGGCUGAGCGGGACGGAGCAUCUCAGCGGAGACCCUGCAGUGCCGAGUACGCAUGGAGGCUGAUCAGUGGAGACUUUCUGUCUUGUUCUGAGGUCACAGAUCGUCAUUCUAAACCAGCAUCAUCUUCUGCAGGCCCAGAGGAGCGCUCUGACUUCACCACAGUGCAUAGGCCUUCCAUUGAAGGAGCCUGGAGCUGCAGGAAGAGAGAGAGAGAGAGAGAGAGAAAAUAAACACCGCUUAAAAAAGACGCUCUUCAUGAAUUCCCCAAAAACCUAAAAGGCAAAUACUGCGAGUUGGCUGGCGGUCCUGAGGAGGCAUGAGGACAAUGAGUAUGGCUUGGCUGUGUCUCCCAGCCUACACUGUGCUCCUUGUUGGUUGCUUUCACACAGCUGUCACAGAAAGCGAUGUCACUCCACGCCUCACCUUCUCCUACAAUGCAAAGGAGAGAACAACCAGAAGAUUCUCAGUCGACAAAGUCUCCAACUUCACAUCUCUCCUCCUCAGUAAAGAAGACAACACGCUGUACGUCGGCGCUAGGGAGAUUCUCUUUGCCCUCAACCUCACUGAUAUCAGUGCAGUCAAGCUACAAAGAAACCUCACGUGGGAAACUCCACAGACGAAGAGAGACGAGUGCAGUUUCAAAGGCAAAGACCUGAAGAAGGAUUGCCUCAACUACAUCAAGAUCUUGCUUCGUAUUAACAGCACUCAUCUGUAUGUGUGUGGAACGUACGCCUUCAGCCCCACCUGUGCUUACAUUAACACUGCAGACUUCUCCCUUGUCAAGAGCGAUACCGGUGAGAUCGUUACAGAGGAUGGACGAAGCCGCUGCCCGUUUAAUCCUGAAUACAAGUCCACUGCCAUCAUGGCUGAUGGAGAACUGUAUGCUGGUACAGUCAGUAAUUUCCAAGGAAAUGAACCCAUCAUUUACAAGAGUAUAAGCCAAGGAACUGCUCUGAAAACUGAAAACUCACUCAACUGGCUUCAAGACCCAGCCUUUGUGGGCUCUGCCUACAUACAGGAGAGCCUGCCCAAGGGCAACCUAGUGGGCGAUGACGAUAAGAUUUACUUCUUCUUCAGCGAAGCAGGAAAGGAGUUUGAUUUCUUUGACAACACCAUUGUAUCACGCAUUGCUCGCGUGUGUAAGGGCGACAUGGGAGGCGAGAGGGUUCUGCAGAAGAAGUGGACGACCUUCCUGAAGGCUCAGCUGUUGUGCUCUUUGCCUGACGAUGGCUUCCCCUUCAACAUAAUCCAGGACAUGUAUGUGCUGACACCGAGCCCCGAGGACUGGAUGAACACGGUGUUUUAUGGAGUCUUCACGUCUCAGUGGUAUAAAGGUGCUUCAGGAAGCUCUGCCGUGUGUUCCUUCACUAUGGAGCAGGUGGAAAAGGCGUUCAAUGGGAGAUAUCGUGAGGUCAACCGAGAGACUCAGCAGUGGUACACAUACAAUCAUCCGGUCCCAGAGCCUCGGCCUGGAGUGUGUAUUACAAAUGCUGCCAGGGAACAGGGCAUCUCCUCCUCGCUGCACAUGCCAGACAAGGUGCUGAAUUUUGUCAAAGACCACUUUCUGAUGGACAGCGUGAUCCGCAGCCAGCCUCUCCUGCUGAAACGUAACGUUCGCUACACGCAGAUCGCCGUCCAUCGAGUCCAGGCAGGGAAAAAAGCAUAUAAUGUGCUCUUCAUUGGCACAGAUGAUGGGAGACUUCAUAAAGCCAUCAAUGUCAACAACAAGAUGCACAUCAUUGAGGAGAUUGCACUCUUCAAUGAUUCCCAACCAGUGCAACACAUCGAGCUGGACACUGAAAAGGGUCAGCUUUAUGUUUCCUCUUUCUCUGAACUGGUGGAGGUCCCAGUAGCUAACUGCGCUAAUUAUCAGAGUUGCGGGGAGUGCAUCCUCUCCAGGGAUCCUUACUGUGCCUGGAACGGGAGGCAGUGUGUGGAUGUCAGACAGGCUCCACCGAGCAAUGCCUGGCAGCAGGAUGUAGAUAAAGCAGACACAUCAGCUAUUUGCAACAAGACAGUGCCAAGCCCACGGUUUGCUAAACCUCCACCUACACGAAUGUCCUCAUGCCAGGUGAUCAUUAUCCCAGCCAACACCUUCAAAGUACUCCCUUGCAGGCUGCGCUCUAAUUUGGCUGAAAGGCGGUGGGAGUUCAGUGAGAGCGCGGGUCACUUCCAUUACCCCAGCCCAGAGGGGGGGUUAGUCGUGGUAGCUCAAGCUGACAGGCAGGAAACCUACGAGUGCUGGUCGGUGGAGGAAGGCUUCAGACAGCUGCUGGCAAACUACUGUGUGCGGGGCGAGACCAAACAUGAGAGCACCACCCUGACAGGCCGUUCUCACACGCCACUGGUCUCCCAGGAGGAGUUUAUCAUCCUGCCAGGAGAGGCCCGCUCACCGCAGAUCAACACUAAGACCUACUGGAACGAGCUGAUAGUGGUAUGUUCCCUGCUGGCUUUCUCCCUGGUGGUCUUCUCUCUGUUUGUGGUCUACCGGAACCGCGACCACAUGAAAUCCAUGCUAAAGGAGGGAGAGUGCCCUAACAUGCAGCAGAAGAAGCCCAGAAUAGUGGGGAAACCAGCUGAGAACUUGCCACUAAAUGGCAACACAGUCACAGCGUCGGCUUCGGAUCACAAGGGCUACCAGACCCUUAAUGACAACUACAUCUGCAGCACUCCACCACAUGAGUGCUCGUCUCCUGACAACAGUAAGAGCUUCUCAGAGUCGGAGAAGAGGCCUCUAAACUUAAAAGAGAGCCACGUAGAGAUCUCUCCCACAUGCCCACGUCCGCGAGUCAGACUGGGCUCUGAGAUUAAAGACUCUAUAGUGUGAGGCCGGCAUCGUGUUGUGCGGAGUUUGAAACUGAAAGCAAAGAGUGCACUUGUUGAGAGAGACAAACCCCUACAAGAGGGAAAACUGAGGAUCAUCAGACUCUUCACAGAGACUUUUCAUUACACAGAUUUUGCACUUUUUUUUUAUUCUGUCCCUGUGGUCCUUUUUCAUUUCAUGUUGUUUUCCUCUCACUCCCCCUUAUUCAAGUGCAUUCGAAGCACGCUGAAGAAGUUCCGGUUUGCCUUCAGACUUUUGAUGCUUUCACAUACGGCUCACAGGAAUGUAAGAAGCGUAUAGGUGGUGUCACAACUAUGAUUCAGUGAUUGAAUCUCAGGCCCCGUUUACACUUGGUGUGAAAAUGCGUCCUGGGUGAUCAGAUCACAAGUGGACAGCUCUAAGUACGGGUGUGAAUUAGGGCUGGACCCAAAUAUAAGGCUAUUUGGGCGUUUGUUAAUUAAGUAGGUAUUUGGCUUUUAAUUUAGGCUUUAAGAUUUUUAUUUUAUUUUUUUUUUGAGGACUAAUUCCACUUAAGUGUUUGUAAUUUUGCUGCUGCGCCUUUCACACACAUACUGGCAGGAAAGAUCAUUUUACCCAACGGUUAUUAACAGGUUUAUUGACUGUGGCAAGACGUUUCUGUGUCGGUGUGACAUGUGAGCCCCCUUGCAGCUCACCCUGAGUGGGGCUCUGUCCUGCAGCACAAAGCAGGCAAAUUUCAAUAUCUUCCAUAAUGAGGUCACUGAUAAUUUCACACAAACAAGUUUUUAAAAAAAAAUUUUUACUUUACUAACUGUAAAGUUUAAUAACCUACAAGCAGUCAGAGGCACCCUGACGCGCUGAAACUGUCGGAUGCAGGAUCCUAUCUCUCCCCUUCCAUCAUCCAUGGAACCUAUGGUCUCUUCCCAGAAGGCGGUGAAGCCGUGAAGUGCAUGGUCUCUCCCUCGCUCACCUUAUGGUGAAGCUCUGGGUGUCUGUCAUUCUGGGAUUAUUUGCUGUCUGUCUGCCCAGAAAAUGGCAUUCAGGACAGACCAGGUGUGAAUGCGCCACAUGUGUCCUCAGUGUCUCUUGAAAUCCAAUCGCUCAGAUCACAUUUAAUGGUGACAUUUAAUGAUGGUCUGGGCAACACAUUCUUUCAGGAGCCUCUUUUACAUCAACGUGGAACAGGUUAAGUUACAGUUCCCACACCUAAUUUUGACCGCUUCAGAGCAGAGUGUGAACCAUGAUGACAUCAGAUGUCAUAUUCCACAGAAGAGAGGAUGGCCAAGACAACAAGGGAGAAGUUUAGUGAGGAGUUGUAUGGGG
Molecule: messenger RNA, 4286 nt
Organism: Plectropomus leopardus (leopard coralgrouper)
Lineage: Eukaryota; Metazoa; Chordata; Actinopteri; Perciformes; Serranidae
Gene: sema4ba
Product: sema domain, immunoglobulin domain (Ig), transmembrane domain (TM) and short cytoplasmic domain, (semaphorin) 4Ba
Biological process (GO): semaphorin-plexin signaling pathway; neural crest cell migration; negative chemotaxis
Cellular component (GO): plasma membrane
Molecular function (GO): semaphorin receptor binding; chemorepellent activity
Source: RefSeq, a predicted model, not a curated record